AUGAAGCGAAUUUUUGUGCUGGAAUGAAAAAAAUUUAAUAAUUUUUAGUUUUGCACAUGCAAAGUUGUUAUUUUUAUCUCGAAAUACUGUUUAAACUGUUGGUGUUUGCUCCCCAGGUGAUUGUUUGCGAUUGUGUAUUGGAAGUGAUCUAAUUCAAACGAUUCUCGUAAUUGCUGGUUCCACGUUCUUUGUAAAUAGAGCAAGGAUCAUAAAUGCAUAAAAUAUCAGUAUAGCUGCAAAGAAGGGUGUGAAUCGUGGGGUUGCAUAUAUUUCGAGGCUAUGGAUUCCUUUGAUAUGAUAGUAAGCAAUUUGAUUGAAUAAGAGGCUUGAAUGGCAAAGUAGUUAUAUGUGUCAGGUGGUUAGAAUGGGUAUCCCGUGAAACGCAAUGAAAGGACUUGAGAGCGGAAACGAUUAUUUCUGAAGUGAUAAACCUGGCAGUCUGAUAUAAAGAACGAUGGAGCAGGAAAUUGGAAGCUGGGAUUCGGUGCUCCUGGAGAACCUCUCCGAGGACAGUUUUAUCAAUAAUUUGCAUCAACGCUAUAAACGUGAUUUGAUCUAUACCUACAUCGGAACGUUUCUUGUGGCACUGAAUCCUUUCAAACCGAUAGCAAUCUAUACACCGGAUCUUGUACGGAAAUAUGCCAACAAAAGCCUGUUUCAACUUCCUCCGCAUAUAUUUGCCUUGGCUAACUCGGCCCACCAGUUUCUACUGAACUACAACGAGGACCAAUGCAUCGUUAUGUCGGGUGAAAGCGGUGCCGGCAAAACCGAAUCGGCCCGAAUGAUUGUUCACUUUCUAACGCAGCUCUCGGAGAUGAAACGUAGCCGAACACCGAUCUUUUCCCUAAAAGGCUCUAAUCCGAACUCCCGUCAGUCGACACCCAAACAUUCCACGAUGUCCCGUGUGGGGUCCUCUUUCGAGAGUAACAGUAGCUCCGGAGCGGGACGGUUGGAUAGCAUCAUGAAGUAUAACACUAGUCGGAAAUGCUCCCACGAAAAGACAGUCGAGUUCGAUCUGAUCUCUCACCACAAAAGCUCGGAAAAUCUAGCGGCUCUGGCUGGUGGCAGCGGAAUUGGAAGUUUUCCCAACAGUAUGGGCAACACGCCGAAGUGCUUGAAACACUCUAACCAGUCAAUUAGUCGAUCAACGGAGGGCAAUGAGUUCCCUACUAAAUCCACUCUCAAAUCGGCGUUCGCCUCUUGCCCGAAGCACAACUGCAGUGCCGGUAGUAGCCAUAUGGAUCUGCACCGAAUGUGUGGCUAUUCGCCAUCCCUGCAAAAACGUUGCAGUCUCAAUCGCUGCUGCCAUCAGAGCAGCACUCGGUCGAUCCACAAAUCGUCCUCGUCGAUUGCGCUCACUUACGAUCACAGUAGCAGUAUGUCACCGUCCGUUCACCGGAGACAGAUUCUUAAGUCGAUCACGAAAGAAGUUUACCUGAGGGAUUUGGAAUUGGCUAAAAUGCGCGAACGUGUCGCGCACGCAGAGUUCUUCCUGGAGGCGAUGGGAAAUGCGUGUACUGCGAAGAACAGUAAUUCGAGCCGAUUUGGCAAAUUUUUCGAUAUAGAAUUCGACUACAAGGGAGAUCCCGCCGGAGGUCACCUCACUUUAUAUAUGUUGGAAAAGUCACGAAUCACAACACGAAGCCCGGGAGAACGCAGCUUUCACAUUUUUUACCAAUUGCUUGCAGGAGCUGACAUUCAUCUACUCAAAUCGCUUAAAUUGCAGCGAAAUAUAGACAAGUAUGAGCUUCUGAAGUACGGCCUUACCAGUGAGGAUGAUCGAACGAAUUUCGCUUUCACAAAGCGAUCCCUGGAGGUACUGGGAUUUGGACCGGAAGAAAUCUAUUCAAUUUUCAUCAUACUGGCGGUGGUGCUGAAACUGGGAAACCUUACGUUCAUUCCGACUACUCACAUCGAUGGUAGUGAAGGUUGUGAAAUUUCUAAUGAAUAUGAACUCGACGAAAUAGCUAAACUACUGGAGAUAGACUGCCAUCUGUUGUUCAACUGUCUAACACGGAUCAGCGAAAGUUGGGAUCAAAGCGAAACAGCAGACAUGUCGGAGGUGGAUGCGAUCUGUGCGGCAAAGAUCAAGUUUUCGCUUUGCCGAACACUGUACAGUCGACUGUUUACUUUAGUCGCGACACGAAUCAACGAGCAGCUGAAGCUGAAACCGUACGGGUGUGGUGCUGGAAGUGCGGUGCGUGGAAAAACCAUCGGUCUGUUGGAUUUCUAUGGCUUUGAAGUACUGGAAAAAAAUUCCUUCGAACAACUAGCGAUCAAUUUUUGCAAUGAGCGACUCCAGCAGCAUUUCGUUAAAAAUGUGCUCAAGUACCAGCAGGAUCUAUACGCUGCCGAGGGUUUGGACUGGAUCAAGAUCGACUAUUUCGACAACCAGGCAAUCUGUGAGCUGAUCGACAAACCUUGCUAUGGAAUUCUGCACUUGAUUGACGAACCACAGAUCAUCAAUGAUGGUAUUCUACUGACCCGGAUGCAUCAGUGCUGUUCGGGUCACACCAACUUUCUUGCACGAGAUCCCAGUUUGCCUACCAACUGUUUUCAAAUUCGACACUUCGAGGGUCCGGCUCUGUACACCAGUCUAGGUUUUGUCGAGAAAAAUCUGGACGUACUUCCGAAGCACAUCAGCUCCUGUUUGUAUCAGAACUGCGGGCUACCGAUCGUGACCAGCUUGUUUCCGGAGGGAAACCCAAAACGCCACAGUGCCACCCGAAAACCAACCAGCUUAAGUACGAAUCUACGUACCUCGCUGCAAACGAUGCUGAAGCAACUGGAGCAACGGUACAAUCACUACAUUUUCUGUAUAAAACCGAACGAGCUCAAGCAACCGAAAAUGUUCGAACUCGGACUGGUCCAGCAUCAGGUGCGGUACAUGUGCCUAAUGCCGCUGAUCAAUCUGUGGCGCAACGGUCACUACUUCAACAUGGCACAUUCUCGGUUUGUGCAACGGUACAAACUGCUCUGCCAGUACACGUGGCCCCACUACAGUGGAUCGACCAUCGAAGGUGUUACGCUGAUCAUCCGAAGUGUCCCCCUGCCCGGGGCUGAAUUUACAAUCGGCCGAAAAAAGGUGUUCAUCCGGAGUCCCCGGACCGUGUACGAGCUGGACGAGUUUCGAAAGGUGCGCCUCAAUGAGCUGGCUGUUCUGAUUCAGAAAACGUACCGCUGCUACACCAAGCGGCGAUAUUUUCUGGCACUGCGGAGAAGUUCCCUCGUGAUAGGAACAUUCUGGCGGGCAUGUAGGGAAAGAGAAAAGAUUCGGCUGACGGAGUUCAAAAAGCAAGCUCAUUGGGCGGUUCAGGUUAUCGGACGAUUCUUCGUACUGAUUAAGACCCGAGAAUUCUUGCUGACUUUGCUGUUGCGACUGCCACACGACAACAUGAGUCCCAUCUGUCACAUUUGGCCCACGGCUCCAUCGUUUCUGGCGGAAACAUCGCAACUGUUGCGCAACAUUUUCCACCGAUGGCGAUGCUACAAGUACCGGAAAUCGUUCGAUCAACCGGCUCGCAAUCGGAUGCGUGAGAAAGUGACUGCCAGCAUCAUAUUCAAGGAUCGGAAAAUCUCCUACCCCAGAACGGUGGCCCAUCCGUUUCACGGCGACUACAUUCGGUUGCGGCAGAACAUCCAGUGGAAGCGGGUUAGCUGCGAGCACAACGACCAGUAUGUGGUUUUUGCCGAUAUCAUAAAUAAAAUUGCUCGAUCCAGUGGAAAGUUCAUCCCUAUUCUGCUGGUCCUGUCGACUAACUCGAUGCUUCUGCUGGACCAGAAAACGAUGCAGAUCAAGUAUCGAAUACCGGCCUCGGAAAUCUACCGGAUGUCUCUGAGUCCGUACUUCGACGACAUCGCCGUCAUUCACAUACGAGCCGACAAUUAUAGCUCUAAUAUGUCGGAUCGGUCCGAGUCGCCAACCGGGUGCAUGUUUCAGUCCGAGAUUGGCAAGAAGAAGGGUGACUUCGUGUUUCAAACAGCCCACUCGAUCGAGAUCGUAACGAAGCUGUUUCUGGUGAUUCAGAAUGCAACCGCCAAAUCACCGGAGAUCGUCAUCAGCACUGAAUUCGAAGCCAACUUCGGCCAGCAGACGGUUGUGUUUACCUUCAAAUGUGAUGGCCUGAUGGACAGCCCGUACAACCAGACCCGGGUCCAGCGCAAGGGCAACCGGAUGGAGGUGAUCGUGUAACAGCGGGCCUUUCCGGAGGAGAAAAAAAUUGGUUGCCAUGGUGGUCGUACCGAGCUGAUGGCCGGUCUGUUCGAUUACCACGACGAGGACGGAAUGGAGUUUGGCGUACGCGGAUUGGAAUUUGAUUAGUGUAAUCGAUUUAGGAUUUGGAUCGGGGGUGCGACCAAAGCAAUAUUUGACAGCUCGAAAGAGCAACCGCGAACUGUUCGUUUGUUGAAUGGUUUAAUGGUUUAGUGAAUAUAUGAUAGAUUGAAUUGGAAAACGUGUUGAGAGGCGAGACGAAAGUUAGAAGAAAAAAAAUUAACGGUCAGCGGGUAUAUCGACGUUUGUUAUGCGGAUUAAAUUUAUUCAAAUCUUCGAUAGAACGGUACAUCAAUUAAAACGGUAACCUAGCAAUUGUAAUACAAAGAAAGAAAGAAAAAACACUCGGAAUUUAAACUAGAGAAGGUAGAUUUUGAUGGAUAUAUCGAUUUGACGAUAGAACAAUUCAUUGCAAUUGUGUCUAAUCUGUCGUUAAACUAUAGUUAAAACGUAAUAUUUGCAUUUAGAUUCCGGUUAAGGCAGUGUGGAGCUAGUGGAUGUUUGACAUAUCUGUUGCUUGGUUAAAAACUGUAUUUUGAAGUAUCACGCAAAAAAAAAAUUCUUGCUUACAAUGUCUCAAUGUUUCAAGAGCCGAAGAUACGUUCAACUCGUAGCAUGUUCGCUUCUUCACAAUGCGGUAAACCGGGUAGGAAAUGAAUAACCUGCGGUUCUUUUUAAAAGAGCUGUGAGCUGUUGGCUCACUUUUAUUCGGAUUCGAUUCAAAUGUAUCAAGAGCCGGAGGAUUGUUUCUGCUGUCGAACAAAAAUCACUGGUCACCAUCAUAAUUUUCCAAAUGUCCCGUCGAUGAUAAUCGUGCGAGCUGAAUAAUUGUGACAUACGGCUGAUUCUUCAAAAACGAGUUAAAAAUGAAUAAAAACGCGGUGAGCGACACUCCAGUGCUCCAUGACGGAAAGCUACUAGACUAAAAAUAGACCUUCAUUCUUCUACUUUCGGAGGCCGUGUUCGGUUCCUCCCUCCCUUGUUUGGGAGGGAGGGAGUGUAACCGGAGAACAAAAUGUGUCAGGUGUUCCUUUGCGCAACUAUGUAGAUAAUAAUCCAAGAGAGCCGAAUGGGUGGAGUAAGGUGAUUGGGGAAGCAAUUGAAGUCAUAAACCGUUAAUUGGCUAUUGACGGAUUUCCUCUUUUCCUAAGUAGUCCACGAAAAGUAUAUCAUAAUGAUCCCCGGAAAUUGACGCUAUGUUUCCGACCCAUUGAGCCUUCCUAGAACUGCUUGAGCUAGGAGUUCCAUCGACAGUUACCAAGUAUGGUCAAACAAGCUUCCGGAUUGCGCUUGCGUUCGUGUUUUUGAUCCGCAAUUAGCAUGCGCAGCACUCAAUGGCAAGAUAUUUUUUCCAUCUACAGAAUCUCGCCCAAAAUAAGGCGCAUAUGCGUUUUUGUUGGCCUGAAUUAAUUAAUCUAUUUCAUUAAUAUUGUCAUAUGUAACCGCAUCGGAGGAUUUGCCACGACGAAUUUCGACCAACUUUUCAUCGUUUUCCUGUGCCGUUAGGAUUCUCUAAAAUAAUAGAUUAUACGAGAACAAAAUUCGUUUUUGACGUGAAUACGUUUUAUUCUACUAUCACCUGGGUGAGUGAUGAGAUCGUCAAUAUAUCUUGUUUUAUUUAACGCAUCAACAUAAUUUUUCGUCCACAUUAUCGGAGAUAUGAUCACCAAUUUGUGAUAGAGUUUUCAAUAAUAUGAGAUAACCACAAAUCACUCAAAAUAAAAAUUGGAUGCUUCAUUCAUUUUAGCCUGCGUAGUUGACUCAUUCAGUUUAGACCAGAAUCCAGAUCCCUAAUGCAAUUCUAGAGUACAGUUCUGAAAUUCAGUUUUCAGAAUUCAAGACCAGACUUAGAUUUAGAUAUUAUUUUCCAGAAUUAGUUCUAGUUCCAAAAUUCAGUUCCUCGUCAAGAACCCGGAGUCAGAAUCAAGUUCCUGUUUCUAAGUCUGGAUUCUGUAGCUGAGAUCAGGUUCUUGAUUCGAGAUAUGGACUCUGGAAUCAAAUGUCGGAAAUAAAUUCUGCACUUAGACCUGAAUAUUUAAACAGAAUUCUGGAAAUGAAAUUGAAGUUCAAAUCAGACAUCAGUUCCAUAAUUCCUGUCCAGAAUUCAGACUCAGAAUGCAGUUUCUGGAACAUCACAUGAAAAUCCAGGACCAAGAGUUCAGAUCCAAAACCCAGUUGUAUUUUCAGAAUUCAGUUCUAAUUUCCACAAUUCAAGAAGUGUAGCUGAAUUUAGGAACCUGGAGAUUUUUGAGCUAAAUUCCGAAUCUGAAUUCGAAUUUGAAAACUGAAUUCAGGACCGGAAUCCUGUAAGUUCUGUAACUUUAGAAUGCAGUUACAAACACCUAAUCUCGAAUUCAGUUCUAGAACACAGGUCCAGUGAUCAGUUCAAAAAGCCUGAUCCAGAGUUCAGUUCCCGAGUUCAGGUUCAGAAUUCAGUUCCAGAAUCCAGCAUCAAACUUGAGUUUCAGAAUUCAGGUUCAGAGUUUGCUUCAAGCAUUCGGAUCCAAAACUCGGUUUCAGAAUUACAGGUCCAGAAUACAGAUUAGAAGUUGAAUUAUAAAUUUUAUUCGUAUUCACGUCAUCCGGUUAUGUCUCUGACAUUACCAAGCUGCUUUUUUUUUCUUACUUAACAUGAUGUCAAAAUGUCAAAAAUCAAAUAACUGUAUUGCCUUGAAAUUCGACGUGUCUGCCUAAAUAUGAAUAGAGCAUAAGGUACCAAAAUAUAGCGCAUUUUGUCGUUCUAUUAUUAAAAAAAAACAUUUGGCCCAUUAUUUCGACAUCGUUUAAAUUAGUCUGUGGUUCAUCUCCAGUAGCUUUACUGUAGCUAGUCUUGGUAGAGCUCCUAAAAGACACGGAGGUCUCUUCAGCAGCUCUGCGAUCAACACCGACAGUAUUAGAAGAGUUGAGAUGUUUGUGAACUUCACUGAUGAUGAGUCCGGUUCUCUGCACAUCAGAUUGAGAGUACAUCAGCCUGCUUCAAUCCAUCCGGCGUCGCAAAUGUAUCCAAACAUAAACUUCUCGAUGUGGGAAACAUAUAAAAAAACCGUUGUUUCAACUGAACAAAACUAAAAACACCAAGUAACGUUUAUGUCAAACGCCACCGUCGGCUUCGGCCGGAGGAACGAAUCGUGCAAAACUGUAAAACAAACUCUUUUAAGCCUACAUGCUAAAUUUUAACCUAGAACUUAUUUUUGAUAUUGAUUUUAUCGACUACUUUCAUACAAAACACUUACGGAAUGAUAUAGAAAAAAAAUCGAAGAUACAGACAGACAUUGGAUGAAACCGAAGAGUUUUAAUAUUAAAGUUAAAGUGUUUCUCAUUUCUUCACACACGUUGAUCGAAAAACGGUCUUAACACAAACCGUAAACAGAUUUAAUGGACGCAGAAAUACUAAGCUCAUUGACCUUAACUAUGUUAUAAGAUAUAAAGAAAGAAAGAAAAAAAACUUAACAAUAGGUAGCUCAAUUUGUCUUAUCGAAAUGCAUUUAAAACCAAUUACAAUAGCAAAUAUAGUGAUAAUCUAUUCGAGAAUGAGAGUAUCUGUCCGCACUGGACUGUUGUGUAUCUGGAGUCAGAUAACUAAAAAAGUAAAAAAAAAAUACAAACAAUAGGUAAUAAUAAAAUUGUUAGCACUGAAAUCUAGUACACGAAUUAUUCAAAUAAUCGCAGUUGUGAGUAAAAAAAACUGAUAAAUCGAGAAAACUCAAAGACGCUUAUUUCAAUGACAAACAAACCAACAAAUAAAACAAAGGAAACCAUGGACGAUGGGGCAAAGUGUUAAUGUUCAUCGCCACCUAGCGAAUAAGUAGUCAAUGGAAACCACAUUUAAACAAGUAAACAAACCAGAAACAAUAACCAAUUGACGUUAGCGCAGCGCAAGCGCCUCGACCCGGAACAGACUUAAAUCGAAAAAGAAAGCGUGACCCGUUCCCGUUCUUAUUUCGCCGUUAGUUCGAAGGAAAAAGUGCAUUGCGCUGGCGAGACAAAAUCAAAUAGAAUACCUCAACGGAAGUGUUGAAUUUUGAUGUUGUGUCGAGAAUCCAAUCAGUUUCUUACCCCCCCCCCCCUUAGACCCCUUCCUUAUCCCAAUUGGCAGGUGAAACUUGUGCCAAAUUUUGUCGGAACGAUAAUUCGGAAUAAAAAUAGGAAAUAAAUAGAACAAAACCAAUACUUUUCAAAGACAUUUUAAACCUUUCUGAUGAAACAAACAACCAAGCAAAAAAAGUCACAGCACGUGUUUGUGGUAUCUUUUAAGAACAUUCUUCCAAUGAUAAGAAGUGCAAUCUGGUGCCGAAAACGAUACACAGUUUUUUGUACGUUUAGUUCAGCGAAAUAAUGAAAAAAAACCGCGCGUCAAUCCGUUGCAUUUGUUCGAUAUUUAGUCGUUUUUCUAUGAAAUCUUUUACGCGUAAAUAACGUAAGAAUAACGGUGAAAUAGAUAUAUAAUCAUAAAUAAAUAAAUAAUAUAGUAGUUGAAAUAUUAUUACCUAUUAAUCCAAACAAACAAAAAACAGUAGGAAACACCCGUGUAUGCCGGGGAUGGGGGCAUUACGCAUCUGGACCGGGCAAACCCCGGCCCGGAACCCGUCACACAACCCGCAAACACACACGAAUAUAUAGUUAACAGAGUGGAUCAAAUUGGAUGAGAAGAACUUGUGCCAAAAAAAUAAGAAAAACGUUUGCAUUGAAUGGCACCGCACGAAAGAAAUUGUCUGCUGAGAUUUACAGAAAUAAAUAGAACAAAAUUUACUAAUAUUUGUCCCUUUUUUCUAGUAGAUGGGGCGCGAGUUGUAGAUGAGAAUUUCGGCAUUUUUGUAUUUUUUUUUUCGAAUCGAAUAAACAGGCUUUGACAGUUUGGACGAAAAUUCGUCUUCAUUUACCGACAGAGAUGCCAUUUAUACAGAUUUAUCUGUAUAGUGGUUUUCAGCUGGACAUAGAAUGCGACGGAAUCGUCGCAGAAUAGCGAAAUAAUGAACGUCAGAACCACAGAUGCCAGGUUUGCAGAUUGGUAUGUAAAUUUUCAAUUUCAUUUGUUAGCAGACUUUGCAAUUAAACAGACUUUUUUGCCGAUUUUCGAAGUUUUUUUUUAUAAACCAACGUCCAAUUUAAUGAUUUUUGCUAUUACUGUAGGGGUUUUGUUUGGUUUUCUCGUCAUAAUUUUAUAAUUUGGUCUCGCAGAGAAGCAUUUCUAGUACGCGGACGCCCAAAACUUUACCUGGCAUCUCUGCCAGAAGAUUGGACAGUUGGUUUAACCUAUUAGCGGCCCUUACACGAGUCAUUAAAAAUGUCAUUACUAAAAAAUAAUAUCAUUUUAAUGAACGUGUAAUGGUGCAGUAAUGACGAGAUUUCUAUCAAAUUUGAAAUACAUCAUUACUUAGUCAUCAUUAAAAAUGACAAAAAUAAUGCUCGUGUAAGGGCCGCUAUUCGCUGUCUGCAAAGACAUUAUAUUAACAAGAUAUCCAGCUCUCACAUUUCCCGAACAAAUUAUUGGCAACAUCCUUUUUUUGCGAGCAUGUCGCCCCCAGGCGAGCCCGCAUCGAAUCUUAUAUAUAGAAGUAGUGGAGAAAAAUGUCAAAUUCGUGCGCGCCAAAAUAGCAGGGUUGCGCACCCAUACAAUUGACAUGAUAUAUUGAAUGUGAUGCCGUGCGAUGACGUUGCUGAACUGAAGAUUGACUUCGCUCCAAGCUGAAAGGGUCUGCUGUCUGUUGUAUUGAAAUUGACUAGCAUUAGGUUUUUUACCGUCACUGCUAACCUCAAUCGGAUGAACACAUUUUGACAGUUCAGCAGUACUGUUUGUAAACAGAGAUUUUUUUGUUUGUCUGUUGACAAAUUGGAUGAGAGCAUUUACGGUCCAUAUCGCCAAAAUAAAGUAUUAAAUCAUUUGCUCAUGAUUUGAUACGGUUUGUUUUUCGAGAUUUAUUAAAUAAAAGUGACUAUUUGCAAAGUGUAAAGAUGAUUGUUAGAAAUGUGUUCUUCGAUUUUUGUUUAAGCUUGUUUGUAUACAAUACCGCUGAACUGUCAAGGAUGAAUUUUUGUUCAUUCGUGACGUCACGAUAAAAAAUUCAAUUAGAGCCAUAAGAAAAAUUAAUCGAUUGGUGGAUUUAAGUCAAUUGCAGUUUGAACUGGUAAUAUUCCUUAGCGACAAGUGUUAUUCCAUUGUUCAUUGAAAGCAUCAACAAAUAUAUAUCUGUCAAAAACGACCAACUUUUUGGAGUGCACGAUCUACAAUUUUUUGUAAUAGUUUAAUAACACGCCUAAAAAAAUCCGUGUCAGUUCUAUCCGAUGGCAGAUCACAUACGCAUUAUCAAAAUGAAUUCAUUAUGAUUCAAGUUUACUUAAUAAUUAUUCUGCUAAUAGAAAUUUGUCAUUGUAACAAUCAAUUUAAAAAAAAUAUUUUUUCUGGCUCGUGAUCUCGAACGGGUUGAAUCGAUGCGAAUGACAGUUUCGCUAUCUUUGCGGCAUUUUGUCGCUAUCUUUUUGCAUCGCAAUCUUUUCUAACAGACAGUGAAAAUUACAAUAUUAUACAGAUUUUUACAUGCUCUUACAGAUUUAAUACAGAGUACAGAUUUUAUACAGAUAUCCACAAUUUAAAACAGAUUUAUACAGAUCUCACACAAAAUACGAAAAAAAAAAAAAUUUCUGUCUGAGCUAUCUUUUAGUAUUUUAUUCCAGUGACGAGAUAAAAGUCUAUCAAUCAACGAACAAAUCACAAAUUUAUAUGGAAAUCUGUUGUGAAAUCCAUUUAUAUUAUAAUUUAAAACCAAUUUGAACUGAAAUUCAAGGAAGUAAUGGCAUCAUGAAACUUUACUGUCAAACUGAGAGUUGUAUGACCCGACUUGACGUUGCAUAUUGGGUGUUGAAAUCCCAUGUCAAAUUAUUAAGUCAACAAUUUCAAACUAGAUAAAUAUACGGAAUUACAAUUCAAUUGUGGAUAAAAAAAAUUAAAAAAAAAACUAUGAAAUUUCGUCCUGGAAUAUGACUGCAAUGACUGAUUGAAUCUACCAUCCUACAACCACCUCCUAUUGGAAUAAAAUCUUUUAUCAUCAUUUUGUAGUAAGAAUUUCAUUUUAUUAGUGAAUACAGAUUUUUUAUAUAAAGCAAUACAGAUUUUCUAUGAAAAUAUCUGGAAUCUCUGUUUAGCGACGUCCAGAGAUGUCAGGCAACGUUGCCAGAUUUUUCUCGCUUCGCCAGACAUUCAAACUGACCAGAUCUUUUGCCAGAUGUUCCAAAUUUUCCCAGAUUUUCCAAAUUUUCCUAGAUUUUGUCAGUUCUCGCUAGAUCUUUACUGUUUUGACCUCUAUAUGAUAAGUGGGGGAGACUUUUUUUUUGCUCACCGAAAAUGAAACUCGCAAAAAUUGCCUUGUAUAAACCCAGACCCAGACAAAUUUUUUAGUUUUGACAGAUUUUGGAAAAAAUAACCUGGCAACUCUGAUGCCAGGUCAAAAUUUCAAAUAUCUUCAGACAAGGGUGGCAAAAACUCGCUCAUAAGAUUCGAUUUUUUCUAUUCAUCAGCUCACCUCAUGAUUUCUAUGCAAUCCGUAAAAUGAUGGUGAAGAUGAAACUCAUCGCUGAUCUAAACAAACACAAUCACCUAUACAGAGCACCGCUGACAUCAAAUUAUGAUGGUAGUGAUGGUUCUCAGUUUUGAUUUCAUAGCAUUUAACUCUCAUUCCUAGUUUUAAAAAGUGAGUACUGAGUUUGGCAUCACCAUACCGAGCUACACCGGUGAGUGUAUGCUUAAACCACAGAGCUGCCAACACAACCCAGACUUUCGAUUUUGUUUUUGCUGGUACUCAAAACGAGCACGUGCAUUAAUGUACGAAAACAAAAGUCGAAAGAUUGAAUGUCAUGUCUCGAGCUAAACACAACAGGCUACUAAAACCAAAUGCGUUUUCCAGCAUACGAAAAAUUGUUUUGAGAAUUGGAUUGAAAUGGCAUCGUUUCGAACGUUGGCCGCCCUUGGCAACUCUGGUGGAUGGGAAUACAAGCGAUACAGUGUCCCAAGAAUCUGAUUCAAUGUGUUGAUGUACAAACACAUCAAAUCACAACUCACAAAUCUUCUCUCAGUGGGUUCUAAUAUUUGAUGUACACUCAGCGCUCAUCUGCUGAUUGGUUGACACUACGAUGUUGAGACGAUGUUUUAUCUACACAAAUGGUUACCCAGUUACUCAACUCGUUCAGCGAUGCUUCUGAAACCGAUUUCCAGGUGAGCUGAACUCAGUGAUGAUGAAGUACGGAGUUGAUUAUUGGCAGCCCUGUCUUCAGACAGGGUUGCAAAAGUCAGUAAAUCCUAAAAUAUGUCUGCAGUCAGCGAGUAUCGCUUGCAGGUAGCAAUUUCUCUAUAAAGUUUGACACGCUAAACUGACUUGGCGAGCAAAACAAAAAAAAAGUCGCGGCAUUUAAAAAGUCUGUAAAUUUUGACGAAAGUCUGCGAAAAACUCGAUUUUCAAAAGUCUGCAACAAACAAUCACCCUUAUUCUGAAUAACGACGUAUCGUUUUUUCGAUCGUAUUGCAUUCGUAUUCCUAAUAACGCUAGCAAAUCAAAGGUAGGUAGGAUUCUACCGAACCAUAUUCGACCAAUACGUCGUUAUUCAGAAUAAGGGCGAGUGUCUGCAGCACUAUAAACGAAAUCUGCAUAUUUACAGACAAAUCUGCAAAUCUGGCAUCUCUGAUUAAACCAUGUUACAUCAUACCGAAUUUGUUGUCUUGAUUAUGGCCCACGUGCUUUUACAGAAAUGGAUAAUUUUGCUUGCCUUAACUAUCGGAGUUCAUAACGAAGGAAUCUCUAUUAUCAUGUUUUGGGGGACUAUAACUAACGUAGAUUAACAAUUUUUGAAAAAAAAAAUAAGUCGUGAUGAAAUUUUCAGCACUUGAAGAACACGAAACAUUUGAAAACAACCCAGUAAACCCGUCCGGAAUUCAGUACGAUUUCUAAAUACUACCCUGAUGAAAAAGUCCUCGGAAUUUAUUCAAAAAAUUGAAAAGAUUAUUCAUCAACAUCAAUAUAGUGCUCCCCAUCGACUGCAAACACUUAUACCAGCACUUCAUCCAAUCCUCGAGACAUAUUUUAUUCUUAGUUCAUGGGCCAUCAGAGCCAUCUGCCAUUUUUUCCAUAAUUUCAUCUCGGGUGCUGAAACGCAUUCCACGGAGCGGUUUCUUGGGUCGCCCAAAUAGGAAAAAGUCGCAGGGAGCCAAAUCAGUUGAAUUUGGUGGUUGCUGAACGAUGACAUUGUUGUGACGGUGCGUUAUCGUAGUGCAAGAUCCACGAGUUGUUUGCCCACAAAUCUAGUCGUUUUUCGGCUAAUUGCUUUACGCAAACGUCUCACAACGUCCAAAUAAUACUCCUUGUUGACGGUCUGGCCUUGUGGAAGGAAUUCAUGAUCAAUGAAAUCCGUGAGCAUAGCCUUGUUUUUCGAUUGAAACGACAUGUUUUUUACGGUUGCGUAUUAUUCUUUCACUCGCUUGAUGUCUGGAUUGCGUGCCAUAGCCGUAAAUUCACGUCUCGUCUCCAGUAAUAAUCUAUUUGAUGAAUGCUGGGUCAGAUUCGGCCUUGAAAAUCGUGUUUUUUAAGACAUCAACAAAUGGAAUUCCAUUUUAAAUGUACUCAAUACACCGUAACUUUCACAAGUGUCCCGGUAUCAAGAUGAACAUUUGACAGAAUAUCGAUGACAGAUAUGGCAACCUAAAAAAAUCUAAUCGGAUGACUGAGAGCGCCACACGGUGGUGAAUCCGGGAACUUUUCGAUCAAGGUAGUAAACUCCGAAUUCGGAAAUGGUUGUUGCAUCUGAUUCGGAAUUCCAGACUUCUGCUUUGAAUAACCGCCAGAUAGUCAUGGGUUACAACUUGACAUCACCGCAAGACACUCCACUCCAUAGUAAAUUUUGUUCUAUUAUUCAAGUGAAAAUUUCGUGCGGAACGCAAAAAAGCAAAGCAAACAGCCUAAAUAGAAGCGGGCCAAUGGACCUCGGAAGGGUCGCCCCCUUUAGAUCUGUCGGUAAUUAGUGUUAGUUAUUCGAGGGACAACAUCGUAAUCGCCUGUCACUCGAGCAUGUUUCUAAAACCUUAACGAUAAAAUACAAAAAAAAAAACAAACAAAAAAACACACACAAUGAAAAGACAGCCUAACUACUUUGUUUCUGUUGGUCAACCACUGGAAGGAAAAACACUUUCAAACCUAAUGUUUCGAAUUACAUUGUAAACAGCGAAAUACUACUGCUGUAUUAACACUGAAAAACCAAAGCCAGUGAAAUCGGUAGGAUAGUGUAGUAGUCACAUAUGUCUAACUCAUCACAGCAGGAACAGGAUCAAACGUUAAACCAAACGGGAUUUUUUCAGUCUUACACAUACAAACAUCAAGAUAAAUCAGACUAGCCGAAAAAAACAACAACAUUGAUUAUAAUUAUACAUAUCUCAUCCAUUGAACAACAGCAACAACAGAGUAAUAAAAAAAAUCAUUAGAGAACGAA
Molecule: messenger RNA, 14740 nt
Organism: Malaya genurostris
Lineage: Eukaryota; Metazoa; Arthropoda; Insecta; Diptera; Culicidae
Gene: Myo95E
Product: unconventional myosin-Ia
Exons: 20
Coding region: 455-4192 (1245 amino acids)
Biological process (GO): vesicle transport along actin filament; actin filament organization
Cellular component (GO): vesicle; microvillus; plasma membrane
Molecular function (GO): microfilament motor activity; ATP binding; actin filament binding
Source: RefSeq, a predicted model, not a curated record